This is a messenger RNA of Nezara viridula (southern green stink bug), 6348 nucleotides long. The record is from the annotation of a GenBank genome assembly. NCBI's taxonomy places the organism in Eukaryota, Metazoa, Arthropoda, Insecta, Hemiptera, Pentatomidae.
GACAGUCUUUUUGGCAGGAAUUUAAAUUGUUAAGUUUCUCAGUGUUGUUAGUGUAUCUACGAUUGUUAAUGACUACCAGAAGGUCCAGUGUCUUUUGUAAACUUCGUGAUCCCCCAGAUCAUAUAGUCACAAAUGAUGGCUGUUACAAAUGUGUCAACCAUGCAACUAAUAGUUUUAAAAAACUAUGCUAUUUUUAUAAAUCUGAUCAACUUACAGAUAUUAUUCUUAAAGCAGGAGAUACAAAAAUAAAUACUCACAAGUUGGUCUUGGCUUCAGUUUCUGAAUACUUUUCAGCUAUGUUCAAUUCAGAUCUAUUGGAAUCCAGGGCUAAGGAAGUGGAACUUCAUGAUGUUAAUGGGGAAGCACUAAAUGAUUUGGUUACAUUUGCAUACACUGGCUGUAUAGAGCUAAAAGAAGAUAGUGUUGAAAAUAUUCUUGCUGCAGCAGUUUUACUAAGAUUUGGAGAUGUAAUUGAAGCUUGCACCAUGUUUCUUAGAAAGCAAUUAGAUCCAAACAACUGCAUUGGCAUUGCUAUGUUUGCUGAAUCACGAAAUUGUUAUGAACUUAGAGAAGCAGCUGUUUCAUUCACUGAGGAACAUUUCAUUGAUGUGAUGGCAAGUCAAGAAUUUUUGAUGAUGCCAGCUGAUGAACUCGCUAAGUUUUUGUCUUCAGAUGAUGUAAAUGUACCAUCAGAAGAACUAAUUUAUAAGGGUGUUAUGGCCUGGAUUGAACAUGACAUCGAGAACAGAAGCCAGCAUUUAAAAGUAUUACUGGGAUUGGUCAAACUUCCUUUGUUAUCACCAGCUUUUUUAGUUGAUGAAGUAGUACCCAAAGUUGGCCAAGGGGGUGAAUCAUUGGUUAUAGAAGCAUUAAAAUACCAUGCUCUUCCUGAGCGUCGUACCAAAUUCCCUGCUAAUCGAGUCACACCUAGGAAAUCAACAGUUGGUCAGUUAUAUUCUGUUGCUGGCUGUGUAAGAGUAGAAGACAUGGUGAAUUGGUCAUCUACAAUUGAAGCUUAUUCACCGCGUCAUAAUAGUUGGUCACAUGUCACUAGUCUGCCUCAUCGACGCCUACAGUCUGGAGUGGCAGCAUUAGGUCAAAAACUUUUUGUUGUUGGUGGUCGUGACGGACUUAAAACCCUCAGCACUAUCGAUUUUCUUGAUUUGGAAGCAAAACUUUGGUUAAACAUUGCACCUAUGUCAACAAGCAGACAUGGAUUAGGUGUAACAACUAUGGAGCCAAAUGGACCACUGUAUGCAGUAGGAGGUCAUGAUGGAUGGAGCUACUUAAAUACAGUUGAAAGAUGGGAUCCAGAUACUGGAGAAUGGUCUUAUAUAAAAUCAAUGAAUUCACCACGUUCAACAGUUGGUGUGGCUAUUUUAUAUAAUAGGCUUUAUGUUGUUGGUGGAAGAGAUGGCAUAGCUUGUCUUAAAAGUAUGGAAGCUUAUGACCCCCUUUCUGAUAAAUGGACUAGUUGUACUCCUAUGUCUAAAAGGCGUGGCGGUGUUGCAGUUGCAGUACUAGAUGGAUAUUUAUAUGCUUUAGGUGGACAUGAUGUUCCUACUUGUAAUUCAGCAGCACGAUUUUCCUGUGUUGAGAGGUAUGAUCCUAAAAUGGAUCGCUGGCAAAAUGUUUGUUCUAUGUCUGUUGGUCGAGAUGGAAUAGGUGCUGGAAUUUUAGGCAAUAGAAUUUUUGCAGUUGGAGGUUAUGAUGGAGAAUCAUAUUUAAAAGUAGUUGAGGCAUAUGACCCUUUCACGGAUACAUGGUCUCAGGUAAAACUGUUGAUACAUUUUAAAUUGGCAUUUAUCAUCUCAUAUCACCAGCUUGGAAGAAAACCGGUACUACUCAAAAAUUAUAAAACUUUCAAUUUUCACUUAAUAAUUUUUGAGUUAAGCUGAUUUACUUCUAAAGUAGGGAUAGGGUAAUUAAAUGUAUAUAUAUGUAAGAUUGUUUUUAUGUGAUUUUAUGCUGUAUAUAAGAACAAAUACGUAAGAAUAAAAUGAAACGUUUACAAUAAAUAAUGUAAAGAGAUAAUAACAGUACCUGUAUAAAAGAAUUAAAUUGCAUGUCUUUUCACUGUAGUACAAAAUAAUAAUUAUUAAUCACCAUAUCAAAUCACAUGUCAUUAAUAGAUAACACACUGAAGGUUGCAACAAUAUUGUAGCACAGUGCAGCAAACUUACACAUCCCUCCUAAAGAGAAAGGAGAAGAAAGGAAGGAGCUUACUGGAAUGAAAGAAGGUGGAAACUUUUUUUUUCAACUUGUCACCUCAUAAAACAUCGGUGACUAUUGAAAAAGAUCCAAUUCAUAUGGGGUCGAAUUGGUUGUGAUUAAUUUUGUUACCAUUUUCAAUAUAUACAAAUUGCCUUUUUCUACUUCUAUUUUUCUAAAUUAGUAUUUUUCUAGUUCUAUAAUUUACCUUCAAAAUAAAGAAACCUGCUGAUUGCUUUAAUUAUUUUCAUUAAAACUGUUACGGUCUUUAAUUUAGAAGAAUUGUUUCUGCAACAAACCUGCCGGAUGCUCAGUUGAGACGGUAGGGUUCGCAAAAAAAAAAAAAAAAAAAUAAAAUAAAAUAAAAAACAAAUAAUCAAGAGUCAGUUAAAUAUUAAUAACUAUCUAACAGGUGCUAUUUAAUUUGUUGAAUUUGGAAAAUAGGAAUAGGAGGGACAUAUUUUCUCCGUAUAUUCCGUAGUCUCUAAUUUCAAAAUAGUUUUAAUUUUUUCCUCAUUUCGUCCACUUUAUUUAUUCCGGUAAUUCCACGAUUCUUUAAUUCAUACUCCAAAUCCUCUUCGAAUAACCUAUCGACAUUCAUUUUAAUCCGAUUUAGAUUUUUUUUUUUUAAAAAUUAAUAUUUUAAAAAAAUUUCAUAAAUUAAAAAAAACUAAAUUUUACUUUUAUACCCACUUUAUUUAUUUCAAGUCCCUGUUCAGGGGCGCCAUUUUGUUAUGGUCUUUAAUUUAGAAGAAUUGAUUCCGCAAUACACUUGCUGGAUGCUCAUUGGAGACGGUAGAGUUCGCAAAAAAAAAAAAAUAAAUGAUCAAGAGUCAGUUAAAUAUUAAUAACUAUCUAACAGGCGCCACGCUAAUUUUAGAUUUGUGGAAUUUGGAAAAUGGCGAAAACUAUAAAAAAAAAAAAAAUAAUAAAUAAAUAAAUAAAUUUAAUUUAAAAAAAAAAAUUGGAUGUGGAGUGAGCUACAAACUCGGAACCUAUGGGUUUAAAAACAUAUGUUAAUUAACCUCAUAACCUAUCGAACCUUCUUACUCAGUUAAUAUUGAUUUUCCAUAAUCCUCCGAAUAGGGUUUUACAAUUCCUUAUUAAACCUUAAAAAUAAACAAUAUAUAUACAUAAAAUGUGAAAAAAAAAUCAGAAAAAAAAGAAGAAAAUUAUUAAUACUAAUAAGAAAGGCUAUUAUUAAUACUAAUGAUGAAUUUACUUAUUCCUAUUGACUUAAAUAACAGUUAAAGAAAACGAAAAUUAUGAACAAGAAAUUAGAUUUAUAAGAAAACAAAGAAAAUACAAUUAACUUUAAUUAUCAAAGAAAAGAAUAUAAAAUUAUUAUAGAACUAAACAUUAACUGAGACUAACUAUACAAUAAACCAAUGACAAAUAUAUGAAGAAAAAAUAGAUAAGAACAAAAAAAAACUUAUAUAUACAUAUUUAAAAAAUCUCAAUGGUUGAACACUGUUCAAUUGGCACAUUGAGUUAUCUGAGGAAGCGGGAACUUAUUUGAGCUAGCGUCAUCAGGGUCUCCCCAGUCCAUUUCUUCAAGUUGUGAAAAUAUUUACUUCCCAACUUGUAAAAACAAGUGGCGCUCGUCGCUGAUAAUCACAGGUUCCUGGAGAGGAAAAGAAAAAUCCGGCAUACAUCGUAAAACUAAAGUAUUUCAUACACACAAAUCCUUAGUGUGCUUCUACACUCAUGAGGUUCUGCCAUAUCUCCUCAAACUGUCUUUUUUUUUCUCCCAAUCAGCUGUUGGUUAUUCCAAUCCAAAAUAAAAUUAAUACUUAAAACUAAGACUUAUUAUAAACUAAUACUUAUUAUAAAAACUAAUACUUAUUUUAAAAAAACCUAAUUUUAUUUAACUCUCUUCGAGAUAAUAAAAAAAAACAUUACUUUAUGAACUAAUUUUCAAUAAACCUCUACUUAAUUAAUACGACUUUAAAGCUUAUUAAACAAAGAAGUUUUCCUUAAAGUUGGAAUAUCUGUAGUAUAGUUGGAUGAUAAUUAAAAAAAUAGCGAUAAUUAAUGAUUUUUUAAAAACAGAACUUAGCUUAGUUUAGCCACUCAAAAGUCCUCUUUAAAUGGUUUUAACAGUGACAUAUUCUAUUUUGAUUUGAAGUAAAAUUUGUUUAGCUUACAGUAAAUUAGUUGGUUAUUACUUAACCCUUUCACUGUGGGAGCUCAUUUGAGUGUUUCUACCAGAUUGUGGGACCAUAAAUCCAAAAAAACGGAUUUUUUUUUUUUGCACAGAUUUGAUUAAAAUACUAUUUUGAAUCAUUCUGCAAGAUAUUGGAUUCAAAAAUGCAUUUUAACCUUUUUAUUUAACUUUUAAUAAACAGAACAUAUGCCUUCCCGGGCCGCACAUAGUAAUGCAAAAUUAGAGCGGCAAUCCUGCAAAACUUCUCUUUCUUGCGUAUUUGCUUAUUUCUGAAAAGCAAAAUAACUAAAAAUUAUCAUAAAAAUAACUGUAAGUGAUCAUAAAAAUUAAAUUAUAUUACUUAUAAAAAAAGGACACUGACGGCGGAAUUCAAAUUAUAUAUUUCUUUGUAUUUUCAAAAGACAAAACUUGGAUUCCCUACUUUUCUGCUGAAAAUAUAGGGGUGGAUCUGAGAGGAAUUGGUGUUAGGCGGUAAAGAGCUGCUGCAGCAGAGUAGUGAAGAACUGUGGAAGAGGCCCAGAUCCCAUACGGGCCGUAGUGCCAAGGAAGAAGAAUAAUCAAUUCUUUACAAAAUGAAUUAUCAUGAUUCCACUGUAGUAAUAAAAAGUAUUGCAAAAACUGGUGGAAUAUUUCUUUAGAUAUCAAAUAUUCAAUUUAAUUAGCGGCAAAGCACUCUAUGAGACACAAAGCAUUGCUUUUACCAAUAAGUUAUACAUUAGUAUAAAUUAGUUAAAUUUGUAAGGAAUUUAUUAAUUAAUAUUUUAUAUUUUUACAGAUGGCGCAAUUGAAUGUGGGUCGUGCUGGUUCCUGUGUUGUUUCUAUUAAAAAAGACUAAUUUUGUUUUGUUAUUUAUUAAUUAAAUAUAACUUAAUGUCAUGAAUAAUAUUAGGUAAGGGAAUUAAAAAAUCUAAAUUAUUUUAAAAAAGUAUCACUAAAUUAAGUUAUUUUUUCUUGAAUCAAACCGAGUGUAAUUUGCAAUUUUGCCGUAUAUUCUAGGCAAAAUAUGUAUUUUACCAAAAAUGAAAUAUAGUUCAGCUAAAAUAAUUGAUUCAUCAAGCAAUUCUGUAAACUUUCUUGUAAAUAGAAAUGAUACUUGACAAAUAAUGAUCUGAAGAAGAAAUACUAAUAAUUUUAUUGUGGAGGCUUUAUAGUUUUCAGCUCACUCCUUACAAGUAUUUUUACAAGAUGUCUGACAUCAUAUUAUAAAAUUAACUUUUUAUAUAUGUUCUCCCAUUCUAGUCACUUUUUAUUUAGAGCUCAAUUUAAAUAUAUUAGUUGUAAUCCAUUCCAGAUACUAAUAUUAGUUUUAGAUUAUAUUAAAAACUUCUAUUGCAAUAUUAGUUUUAGAUUAUAUUAAUAACUCCUAUUACAAGUCUUACAAUAUUUUUUGGGCUGCAUCAGAUGUUUACUGUUCCUGACAAGAACUUUUUAAUAUCUACUAACAGUUUUAGAAAUGUGUUACAAAUUUUGAGAAGAAGUUUCUGUUGUGUAUUGUACAGGUCUUUUAGUAAAUUAUUUUUUUAUUUUUUUUUAGAAAGAAUGGAAUGCUACACAACUCCCCUCAAAUUCACUUUAAUCAGUAUAAAACUUUCCGUUUUUAGUGGACGAUAAAAAAAUAAAUGAUCACUCUGGCCAAAUGCUUAGUGCUAAGCAUAAUAAUAAUUCUUUAUUAAAAACAUAAUACUCACUCCAAAUGAAUUUAAUGUGUAUGACUAAUAUCAGCUUGUAGGAAAUUUUUAUUUUUGAUUUCCAUACCUGAUAUUCAUGGUUGUUAUUUUUUCAUAAUGAUGGAAUCAACUGUUAAAAAAGUCUUUCUUAUAUUGAUGUUUCAUUUUUGUACAUAUUCUUUCUUAUUUUUCAAUUUAAUAACUAUACAUAUAUUAGUUUUAUAAGUAACGAAACAUUUAUUUGAGCGAAGUUUCUAAUUUUAGUUUUUUUUUUUGUACUUAACUACUUAUUAUAUGACUGAC